UAAAAAUUGCUUGAUGUUACAUGUAUAUUGAAUUAAAACACGUCAUUCCCAGUCAACAACUUUCGAUUGGGAUCGGAAUACGAAAUAAAAUUUCUUAUAUCCGGUUGCAAAGUGAAACUGCUUCAUGCUUCAAGUUAUUGGAUUACGUAGUAAUUGCACGUUACACAUUAGAGAACUGUGUCUUUUAAUAAAGAAAGUCACAAAAUAGAUACAAAAUGAGUGUACCUUAUUCAUUACUGUUACCGAGCUUUCGUCGACGAAAAUCUCGAAAUGGCGUGUUUCGCUGCGCUUGAUGACGGAAACUGUAUUCUAAAUCAAAACAAUGAUGGCUGCAGGGGCAGGCCAAAUGGACACUAUCAUUCUUGCUGGUCGUGUCAUAAUUACUUCACGUGCUCCAAUUAUAAUACCUACACUAGGCUGUGCAACCCUCGUUCUUAUGUCUUUGACGAUAAUGCCAAAAAAUGUUUGCAGAAAUCCAGCACAUGUACUCUACCAAACCUAUUCCUAUCAGGACUACCAAGGAAGAAGAGAUCUGUUGGGACAAGCAUCGAACGUCUUAGUGAGCAGUCCCAGGAAUAUAAUUUCAAAGGCUGGACUAUACUUGUUUUGGGUGCCCUUGUCGGUGUGGUGUUUGUGGCAUUGACCAUUGCGGCUGCCAAUUCGUUCUUGAAGAAGCGACUGAAGACCUUACAUGCUGAACAUAGAUGUUGAUUCCUCAGAAUCAGAAUUCAUUUACAGUCUAUCAAAAUCAUUCCGACAAAGAUGAAACUUGAACUAAACAAUUUUAUCCUUGUGAAAAUAUUCAUUAGACAAUGUGUUGAUGGAAUGAAAUCUAAGGUCAUUUUUCUGCACAUGCGUGUAGAUUCACGUGUUUUGAAUUUAAAUCUGACAAUUUAAAAGAAAUUGAGGAUUCAAAACAUAUAACAUUGCAUGGAAUUCAUUAUAUACAUGUAUAUGCAUGUAUUCCGUUCAAUACAAUUCAUUAUAUACUGUACAUGUGUAUAUUCCGUUCCAUAGAAGUGAAGACAAUUUAGGAGGAGCUAAUGCGGUUUCUAUUUAAUGCGGUCCGCUAGUUGCAUUUCCUGUCGUAAUUUAAUGCGGUCUGCUAGUUGCAUUUCCUGUCGUAGAAUUCCUGUUAGGAGUGAAAUUCAAUGUAUAUCGUGAGCUUACAGCUGAUUUAUUAUACCUCCCGCAAACGAAGUUUGGGGGGGGUAUACUGGAAUCACUUUGUCCGUCUGUCCGUCCGAUUGUCCGUAGACGCGAUUUGUCCGAAGUUUAUUUCUAAUACCGCUGGACAUAUUUCAUUCAAACUUUAUGCACAUCUUCUAUAUAUUAUGUAGUUGUGCAUCUCCUAUUUUCAUUGAAAUAUUUUAACAGUUAUAGAAGUUACGCACAUUUUCUUUUCAUGUUGGGGGUUGCGGACUUUGUCCAGAGUUUAAUUGUAAUACCGUUGAACAGAUUUGAUUCAAACUUUAUUCUCAUCUUAUAUAUAUAUAAUGUAGUUGUGCAUCUUCUAUUUUCAUUGAAAUAUUUUAACAGUUAUGGAAGUUACGGACAUUUUCUGGUUUGGUUGUACAUGUAGUAAAGUAAUAGACACAAUUUGUCCAGAGUUUAUUUCUAAUACCGUUUUACGCUCAUAAGUCAAUCAGGAAUUGAAAAAGUGGAAAGAAGUUCAACAAUGAAGUUCUACCAAUACUUGAGCUAAUGUCAUUUAUUUACUGACAAAAUCAAUGACAAAGUAAAAUUUGCAUAACAUAAUGAUCUUUAACAAAGUGAAUAUAAACUAAAGACUAGAAGAGUUGACCAGGGAUUUGCAAUCAUACAGCCUAUAAUGUGCCAACAGAAUUCUUUGUUUAUAUUAAGCAUAUUUUUAAUAUUUCAUGUACUGCUGUACUGUAGAAUAUACACUUCUGUAUUCACAUUGAUUGCCCUGUAGAUAAUGUGAAAAUAUCCAAUGUGCUUGCAUUAAAUAUUUCCCAUCAUCUUAUAUGCCCCGCGGGGGGUAUUAGUCCCAUUAGGACAGUUCUAGUUUUUCUUGUAGGAUUAGUUCAAUUUGAAAAUUCAAAAAAUAAUAUUGAUCAUCGUAUUGUAUAAAACCAUGCACACACUACCACAGAGAG
Molecule: messenger RNA, 2120 nt
Organism: Ostrea edulis (European flat oyster)
Lineage: Eukaryota; Metazoa; Mollusca; Bivalvia; Ostreida; Ostreidae
Exons: 4
Coding region: 271-711 (146 amino acids)
Source: RefSeq, a predicted model, not a curated record